AUGCCUCAACAGAGUGAUACACUGCAUAAACAAGGCUUGGUUACUGAAGGCGCUUUCUCGUCGACGCCUACAGAAGAACAGAAGCAGCAGCAACGCCAUUUGGCGCUGCCCCGAUGGCGGGGCGCAGCGGUGGGUCCAGAGGCGUACCUCGCUGUGAAACCAAGCGGCGCGUACGUGAAUCUGCCACCCCCCAUCGAUGUGGAGACUGUCGAAGAAGCCAAGGAAAUGUUGGCUCGCUGGGAGAUGUGGAACAGUCGACUGCAACAAAAACUGAAGGCUGAUAGCGCGUUUUCGCCGUUCAACGGGGGCGAAGAGCAGAAUGCUGCUUCAUCGUCUUCCGUGCCGUAUUCUUCAUCCCCAAGCCACACAGCGACGGAUGGGGACGUACUUCUGCACCCUCACCGCCAGGGGGCAAGAGCACAUUCGAAUCUAGGCGCGAAACGCAUAAGCGAGAACCCUGGCAGUAGCAGCACGAAGCCCACCUCACACACAGCGGCGGGACCAGUACGUCUGUUCACCGUCGCGUACCGAACAACUGCGGCAGCUGCACACAGAAAACUGCAGCCCGAGUCCACGCGUCAUAGUCGUGCACUGCUGNACCGUCGCGUACCGAACAACUGCGGCAGCUGCACACAGAAAACUGCAGCCCGAGUCCACGCGUCAUAG
Trypanosoma grayi is the source of this 666-nucleotide messenger RNA. RefSeq lists its product as hypothetical. Lineage: Eukaryota; Euglenozoa; Kinetoplastea; Trypanosomatida; Trypanosomatidae. The record is from RefSeq and is a predicted model, not a curated record. The coding region runs from base 1 to 666 and encodes 221 amino acids. The transcript has a single exon.